GGGGCGGGGCCUGGGGGAAAGGGAGGGGGGGAGGGGAGGGGGGGGGCCGAGCGCGACGGCGGCGGCAGCGCGGAGCCAUGAAGACUCCGGCGGACGCAGGCUUCGCCUUCCCGGACUGGGCGUACAAGGCGGAGUCGAGCCCCGGCUCCCGGCAGAUCCAGCUGUGGCACUUCAUCCUGGAGCUGCUCCGGCAGGAGCGGUACCGGGAGCUCAUCGCCUGGCAGGGGGACUGCGGCGAGUUCGUUAUCAAGGACCCCGAUGAGGUGGCCCGGCUCUGGGGGGUGCGCAAGUGCAAGCCCCACAUGAACUACGACAAGCUCAGCAGGGCGCUCAGGUACUACUACAACAAGCGCAUCCUACACAAGACCAAAGGCAAACGCUUCACCUACAAGUUCAACUACAAGCUGGUGCUGGUCAAUUACCCCUUCAUCGACGUGGGGCUCGCAGGCCCGCCGCUGCCGCAGAGCGCGCCCCCGCUGCCCUCGCUCGGAGGGGGGGGCGGCGGAGGGGGGGGGGGCACCCCCCAUUUCUGCUUCCCCCCCCUCCCCCCUUCCCUUGCCGGCCCCUCCCCCACCGCAUCUGAGGGGCUCUCCCCUCCCCUUCCCCCCCCACUGUGGAAGCCGCCCUCGCCCCCCCCCCCUUCCUCUUCCUCCUCCUCCUCCUCCUCCUCCUCCUCCUCCUCCUUCUCGCGCCGCCUCGGCUCCCUCAGCGACGGCUCCGAGCUCGAGGAAGGGGGGGGUGCCGGGGACCCCCUCCCCCCCUUACCCCCUCCCCCCCUCCCCCCUCUUUCGGGGGGGGGCGGGGGCAGCUUCCGGACCCCUCCCCCCCCAUCCCCACCCCCCCCGCGGGGAGGAGGUGGGGGGGGCACCGGGGGUCUCCUCCCCCCUCCCCCCUUAUCCCCGGCGCUGCCCUUGACCCCCCCCCACGUCGGUUUCGCCCCGUCCCCCACCCUGAGCCCCCUUUUCCGCGGGGGGGGGUCCCACUUCUCCUUCAGCGCCGAGGACCUGCAGAGGGCGCUAGCGGCGCAGACCCGCAGCGUUUACAGCUACCACCUGAGCCCCCGCGCCUUCCUCCCCCUGCCGGGGCUGCUGCUGCCCCCCCCCCCGCCACCGGCACCACCCCCCCCGCCUCCACACCACGCACCCCCACAUCAACAGCAGCAUCCCCCCGCUUCCGAACCCCUUUUCCCGUUCAAACUCCAGCCCCCGCCGCCGGGAAGGAGGCAGAGGGAGAAAGGCCGGGAUGCGGCGCCCCCUCCAUCAUCAUCAUCGUCAUCGUCACCUGGUGGGGGGGGUGGGGGGGGGACGGCGACGACAGCGACGGCGCAGGAGCCCCCCCAUAUCAAAGUGGAGGCGGUGUCGGAGGAGGAGACGGUGGAAGUGACGGAUGUGAGCGAGGAGGAGGAGGAGGAUGAAGUCUUCAAACCCCCCCGGCCCCGCAAUGGGGAGGAGGAGGAAGAGGAGGAAGAGGAAGCGGUGGGGGGGGGCCGGGCCGUGCCCCCUUCUCCCCCUCUCCCCCCCCAGCCUUGUGUCCCCCUUAAGCUGCGCUUUAAGCGGCGUUGGAGCGAGGAGCGGAGGAGGGGGGGGACGGAAGGGGAAAGGGAGGAAGUGGGGACCUUCCCCCCCCAUUCCAAUGAGGAUAAGAAAGGGAAAGGGGGGCCCCCAAAUCUGGGGGGGGGGGGCAGGAGGGUGAGCACCGACCUGCAGCGCGCCACGGCCCAGCUCUCCCUGGACUCAUAAU
Molecule: messenger RNA, 1740 nt
Organism: Pezoporus flaviventris
Lineage: Eukaryota; Metazoa; Chordata; Aves; Psittaciformes; Psittacidae
Product: ETS domain-containing transcription factor ERF-like
Biological process (GO): cell differentiation; regulation of transcription by RNA polymerase II
Cellular component (GO): nucleus
Molecular function (GO): sequence-specific DNA binding; DNA-binding transcription factor activity, RNA polymerase II-specific
Source: RefSeq, a predicted model, not a curated record